AUGGAGUGUGAUUUGAGGUUGGUAAUCGCUCUGUUGGUGUACGCGACAUCUUGCGACGCAAAGCACGAGUCACAUGCACAUCGCUGUGUUCCCGGUUCGGAACUGUUCGUUUGCAUGCUCGCCAGAUUCGAUUAUCAGCCGGGACAGGACAUUCCCCUGUUUGAACUGCCGGCGGAUGUGAAAGCGAUACGUUUCGUAGAACCGUUCUACAACAUCCAUGACAACGAGAACACCAUUCAUAUGUACGACGGCAUACUGCAUCGACAGCUAAACUCACCGCAAGCUGUCGAACUAACCGGGUCCUACAUGACCUCGGUGGAGAUCCCAUCCAACCUGGAGUAUGCCGAUUUUUCGGACAAUAACAUCGAUCGCUUGCAUGUGCCCGCGGAUCAACCGUACGCCUUGCGGUUGCUCGACUUAAACCACAACCGCAACCUGCAGGUGGAGAACAUUAGCCGGCUCGUCAAUUUGGAAACGUUACACCUGUCCAGUUGCUACAUGGAGACACUUCCGGUAAACUUGUUCGAAAACCUAAACCGCCUUACACAUCUAACGCUCGCCAACAACAACCUGCACAAGAUCGAUCUAAACUGGUUUCCGAUGAGCCUGACGCUGCUACGGUUGGACCAGAACUGGAUGACGGAGUUCCAUUUCUCUGGGACCGCACGGUUACCGCUGCUGGAAGAUUUAAACAUCGAAUACAACGACCUGACCGCGAUCGACAUCAAUGCACUUGUGGAGACCGUACCCAAGCUGCGCCUCUUCUCGAUCGGGAGGAAUCCGUUGAAACGCACCGAGCUGAGCAGCAUCGUGGAUGAGUUGAACCGGCGGAACAUAGCGUACUACAAUAUGGAAGAGACGAGAGACCAGCAGUGUGGCGAAGAUGAACAUUACUUUCGUGGUGUUUGCAUGCCGGCAUCCGCUUUCGCGCUCGGUUGGGUCGAAUGGGUAGAGAUGAUAGUCUUUGUCAUUGUGUUGGCGGUGUUGGCGAUCGGGAUCGCUUUCGGGGCUCGUUUGCUAUGGAAGAGAUUCUACGCUAGUUAG
Messenger RNA from Anopheles marshallii, 1044 nucleotides. RefSeq lists its product as uncharacterized. Bases 1 to 1044 code for a protein of 347 amino acids. Gene Ontology annotation, molecular function: protein binding. Gene Ontology annotation, cellular component: extracellular matrix. The record is from RefSeq and is a predicted model, not a curated record. NCBI's taxonomy places the organism in Eukaryota, Metazoa, Arthropoda, Insecta, Diptera, Culicidae. The transcript has 2 exons.